GGCAGCAAUCCCGAAAUAAUCAAUGAUCCCCGCUUUAUAUUCUUUGAACUACUGUACGGCGUAACACAGACUUUUCUCCAUGCGAGCUGUUUACCAGGCAGUGCCGCCGUACCAUCUUGGCGGCAGCCCAUGGUACAUGUAAUGAUUGCCAAGAGGGAAAUACAAGCUAGACAACCUACAAUAUGUACAUAGGAGGAAGACCCACACCCCAACUCUGUGAAUUCAUACCCAACAACAUGAAGCUCACAUUUUGGCUAACAUCACCAUUGCUGGCCGUAAUUCCUGGCGUCUCAGCCGAGGUAAACUGCCGCUACAAUGUCACUGCACCAGAGAAGGUGACAUACUACACAUGCACCGAGCUGGCCAACACAUACAGCAUCAGUCUGGGAAAGUUCAUGCUUCUCAACCCGUUGAUAGAUCCAGACUGUACCAGCAUCCAAGGUAGCGAGCCAUACUGCGUAGCAGGUACCGUGGUAGCAACGACGCCGGACGGGACUUGCAAGCCGGAGUCCUAUGCAUCUUGUUUAGGAUAUACUGGCGGACAGUGCUGUAAUAGAGAGACAUGGAAAUGCGGUAAUACAAAAGAAGACUGUGCACCCGGUACCUGCGUAGGCGGUCUAUGCAGCGUAAACGACCCCAGCGCCUACUCUCUCGAUGGGAAAUGCGGUCCAGCAACCUCCAACCUCAAAUGCGGUGGAAAAUGGGGAAAUUGCUGCGGCAAAUCCAACACGUGUGGCAACAGCACAAACUUCUGCGGCAUUGACAACUGUUUGUACGGAAACUGUACCAUGAGCCCUAUUACCUCAGCGCCCGCUUCCUUGCCUUCAAAGGAUCCCUUACCGUUCUGGUGGUACGGAAACACAACUGAUGGGCUUUGUGGCCCAACGAAUGAUUACAAAGUGUGUAAUGUGGCUUGGGGGUUCUGCUGUGCGAGCUCAGGGAAGUGUGGAGAUGAAGUGCAGUUCUGUGGGACGGGAUGUCAGACUGGGUAUGGAAAUUGCAGUACGCCUGCUAUUACUUUGCCGCCGACACCGAAGCCCGGUGAUAUUAGCCCUGAUGGCACUUGUGGUGGCACAAAUGGCUUUAUAUGCAAAGGUUCUACCUUCGGAGACUGUUGCUCGAGCUCUGGCUUCUGCGGAAGUACAGAUGCGCAUUGUAAAGCAGGCUGUCAAACCAAGUUCGGAAACUGCACUGCCAACAACAUCUCGCCAGACGGCACUUGUGGCGGUACAAACGGAUACCUAUGUACUGGCAGUACCUUUGGAAACUGUUGCUCGAGUAGCGGUUACUGUGGCAGUACAACUGGGCACUGUCAAGCCGGGUGCCAAAGCAAGUUUGGUACGUGCACAGGGAGCAGUAAAACAUCACCCGAUGGAACUUGUGGUGGACAGAACGGCUACACCUGCGGUGGAAGUGGCUUUGGAGAAUGCUGCUCGGCAUCCGGUUACUGCGGGAGUUCAACAACACAUUGUUCAGCCGGUUGCCAGGCGACUUUUGGGACAUGUUCAUCGGGCGCUAGCAAGAUUUCCACCGAUGGCACCUGCGGAGGCACUAAAGGAAUGGUUUGUCCUGGUAGUGGAUUCGGUGACUGCUGCUCUGCUUCAGGGUACUGCGGAAGCACUACCACUCACUGUGCCGCAGGAUGUCAGUCCACAUUCGGUACAUGCUCCAGUGGAGCCGGUAAGAUCUCUACGGAUGGAACGUGUGGAGGCAGCAAAAGCAUGACAUGUACCGGUAGUAGCUUCGGAAACUGCUGUUCGAGCGCCGGGUACUGUGGAAGUACAACGACGCAUUGCUCCACAGGCUGUCAGGGCAACUUCGGCGGGUGCACAACUUCUGGUACUACACCAGGUAACGUAUCGCCUGAUGGAACUUGUGGAGGCACUAAGAAGUAUACUUGUGCUGGCUCAUCGUUCGGCGGAUGCUGUUCAUCUGGCGGCUACUGCGGAACCACCGUAACUCAUUGCGCCCAAGGCUGCCAAACAUCCUUCGCCAACUCUUGCAUGACCGGCAAGAUCCCUACUCUCGACGGGACAUGCGGCUCCAAGAACGGCGGCCGUACUUGCGCGGGAGGACCUUUCGACGGUCAAUGUUGCGGCGCCAGCGGUUUCUGCGGCACGACUACAACACACUGCGGUACUGGAUGUUUGGUUGGGUAUGGAAAGUGUAGUUGAGGGAAAGGCCAUAAACACUGAAUGCUUCGAUCAGCUUCUUGUUGUAGAAUUCGGACGUGUAAUACUCUGUAAAUCUAAAAUUCAGUGCACUCCAUAUGCGCC
Molecule: messenger RNA, 2276 nt
Organism: Dothidotthia symphoricarpi CBS 119687
Lineage: Eukaryota; Fungi; Ascomycota; Dothideomycetes; Pleosporales; Dothidotthiaceae
Product: carbohydrate-binding module family 18 protein
Exons: 4
Coding region: 183-2174 (663 amino acids)
Molecular function (GO): chitin binding
Source: RefSeq, a predicted model, not a curated record